ACUCUCUCCCACUACUGCUUCUUUCUCUCUGUCCCCCAACCUGUCCCUGCUUUAUUUUUUGUUUUUAAUUUCUUAUUGUUCUCCAUCAUCUCGCAAGGACUCUUGUCGAUGAAACCCGACUGCACCUUGUGUCGCUCAGAAUAAUUGAGUCUGACGCUUACAGUCGCCGGCCAUUUGUCACGUUGAGAUCCAUCGAACAGCCAAAUGGAAGCUCCAUUUCCAGAUCUCUCCCUCCAAAUUAGGGCACCCCCCAGCAGGAGCAAGCACUGUGACACUGAGAAGAUCAGGAACGCCGAGCCGGCGUGGAGACCCACGUUGAGCCUGGGUCUCCACGCCGGCCAAGCGGCAAAAGCUGGUCAUGAUCCUUAUCAGGAGGCCAAGCGGCGGAGUAGCGGGAGGCGGAGCCUCCGCGCCCCGAGAAUGCGGUGGACGACCAGCCUCCAUGCCCAGUUCGUCCAUGCCGUGGAGCUCCUCGGUGGCCACGAGAGGGCAACCCCCAAAUCAGUCUUGGAACUGAUGAACGUGAAAGAUCUCACUCUGGCUCACGUGAAGAGUCACCUGCAGAUGUAUAGGACAGUGAAGAGCACUAACAGAGGAGCAGGUCGUCAUCCAGCAUUUGCAGGGGUGGUUGGAGAAGAAGGAGGUGAUGAGAUGGUAGUCAUGGCUUGCAAGAGGAGUAGUGCUGCAGGGGAAGUGGAGGAAGGAGUGGCACUGGCGGCAGAAGCAGGUGAUAAAGCUGGAGACGACGAUGACUUCCUGAUCAGCCAUGCUCCUCAUGUUUCUCCUAUCUCAUCAACAACCCCACCAAUGAGUAGUGUAACUGCAGUAGCACUACCAGACUCUGCUAGGCAUUCUCAGUUUGAAGUCUUCUUCCAGUCAACCUCUAAGCAAGCUCAUAGAGAACAGUAUCCAUCCGGAGAAGGGAGUGCAAAGAUACCAUAUUGGUUUCGACAAAAUUCCAAAUUUCACAAUAUUCUAACUCAAGAGUUAAGUCAGGCACAAUCUAUGGAUCAUGAGCAUGAUGAUUCAAACGCCAGAAUCUUAUCAAUUCUUCAUGGUGACAGUUACAGUUACAGUCUCCAUCUGUAGCUCUUCAGCUGCGCAAUGAGAAAGAAAGAUUAUGCAGAAAUCUUCAAAUGAGUCGAGUCGGCUCUUUCUGUGUUUGUGAGAUUUUCUUUUUCUUUUUGUCUUUUUUUGUUCCUUUAAGAUAACAAAUAGAAAGAAAAACUGGAUUGGGAAUGUUAGUGCAGCCCUAAUGGAUUGGUAUUGGCUUGCAAGUUAGUUAAAUCUGUAUGAGUAUCACUAUUUGCUAUAUAUAUGGAAAGUAAUCAGAACAUGUUACAGUUUCAGAGCUAUAGACCAAAGCAGUCUGCUAAAAUGGACACUGCAGUCUCCUCCCCAAUCCCUUCUGCUUGCUUCUGGGGCUUAGCCUGCCGGUGUUCACCUUCUCCCUUUUCAGGCUUAAU
This is a messenger RNA of Zingiber officinale, 1466 nucleotides long. RefSeq names its product transcription repressor KAN1-like. The coding region runs from base 205 to 1089 and encodes 294 amino acids. Gene Ontology annotation, biological process: abaxial cell fate specification; regulation of DNA-templated transcription. The record is from RefSeq and is a predicted model, not a curated record. NCBI's taxonomy places the organism in Eukaryota, Viridiplantae, Streptophyta, Magnoliopsida, Zingiberales, Zingiberaceae. Gene Ontology annotation, molecular function: transcription cis-regulatory region binding. The transcript is spliced from 6 exons. Gene Ontology annotation, cellular component: nucleus.